Messenger RNA from Prunus armeniaca (apricot), 318 nucleotides. Lineage: Eukaryota; Viridiplantae; Streptophyta; Magnoliopsida; Rosales; Rosaceae. The record is from the annotation of a GenBank genome assembly.
AUGAAAUUGUCAGAGGAAGUUGAUGGACAAGUUACAAGCGAAUGGAGGAGUUGUGAGUCCGACCAAGGAGGGUCUUCGGCCAUUGGGAGUUUGACCGACGACUUGGGUUACUUCUGUCUACCCCUCUGGAAAGGGGACCAAUAUGAGAAAGAGGAAGAAGAAAGAUACAAGGCCGUUGAGGCAGAAGUAGAGCUAGAGCUUUACCACAGACAGAGGUUGUUGAGUUCUUAUGGGCAGGAGAACAUGGAGUUGAUAAACUUGUUUCUAGAGAUCCUCCAUUGCCUGAACAUGUUGCUAAUUCUCGAUUGUGUGCUGUGA